AGUUAAAUAUAAAAUAAAUAUACAAGAUAUUGCAUUAAGUUGUUUUAUAAUUAUUAGAAAAUAUGGCUAUGUUAGCUGAACCUCGACAGCGAAAGCAUUAUAAUUUAACACCGCGAGGCAAGGCGUUAUACGAAGAUGAUACGCGUUUCGGUACAAAAAUGUUAGAGAAAAUGGGCUGGUCCAAGGGAAAGGGUCUUGGUGCUAAUGAGGAUGGUAGCCAGGAUUUUGUACGUGUGCGUAUGCGAAAUACCAACGAAGGUUUGGGAUUUGAAGAUCGUGAUGACCAUUGGACGCAACAUGAACAAGAUUUUAAUGGACUACUGAAGACAUUAAAUGGCGAUGAUGAGAAAAGUGGGAAAGCUAUUGAAGAUAAGGAAAGUACUUCUGACGAGGACACUCCAAGAGUGGGAUUUGGAUUUGCACCUGAACCGAAAAAACAGAAAUUAGAAAAGUUGAAGGAUAAAAUAAGUGGCAUAUCGUUGGAACAAAAGUCAAAGCUAAGUAAAGCACGCGUGCAUUACAAGAAGUUCACGAAAGGAAAAGAUAUAGCACAAUAUAGUGAAAAAGAUCUUGCAAAUAUAUUUGGCAAAAAAGCUGUGGAAACUGAACAAGCUGAUGGUGUUUAUGCGCAGCUAACAGCUGUAAUGCCUAAAGUGAAGGCAAAUUUUGGUGGCGUACAAACAAUUAGCACAGGACUGUCAGUAAGUGAUUAUUUUAAACAAAAAAUGGAAGCAUUGAAAAAUAAGCAACAGCAGAACAAUAAUAAUAAUUACAACACAGAAAAUAAAAAGAAAUAUAAAAAGAGGAAGCGUGAAAUAGAAUCAGUUGAGGCUGGAGGUCAAACCACAGAACUAAUUUCACUUAAAGAAGUUGAAGACAAUACAGUGUUAGAAGUUCAGGAGAAAAAAGAAAAACAUAAGAAGAAUAAGAGAAGUACUGAAGAGAUCCCUACGGAGACAAUUGAGAACCUGGCGAUUUUCAAAAAUGAUGAAAAGAAGAAUACUGACAGCGCUAUUAAAAUUGUAGAUUUGACGGACGAAGCAGACAAAGAGGAUGUGCAAGUUCCCAAAAACAAAAAGAAGAAGAAGAAGUGCAAAGAAAAUGAAAUAGAGCAGCACACAAACCAAAACGAUGUUAUAGAUGAAAAUAAGGAAGUAAAUUUUUUGGCAACGGAGAUGCCUAAAAAGAAAAAGAAAUCAAAGAAAAGUAAAAGUGAGCAAUCAAGAAGAGAAGACGACGAUGUGAUAAUUGUAGGCUAUGAAGCUCCAACAUCAUCUGAGAUACCUGAGCACACCUCGAAGUCGGAAAACGCGACUGAACUAGGAACAGACGGUCAUAUCAAAGUAAAGAAAAAUAAAAAGUCAAAAAAGCAUGAAAACUCGGAGGAAAAUAUUGAGGAGGCCAGUACAACUGAAAUUUCGCCAGACAGUAAAAGGUCAAAGAAGCAGAAAAAAACGGUUGAAGUGUUGCAAGCAAGUGAAACCGCUGAGAAAACAACCAAAAAAUCGAAGAAAUCCAAAAAAGAUGUAAGUGAAGAUAACCAAACGUUGACACUUGAUGAAUUGAUAGCCAAAUGUAAUUCUUACAAUAUCUACAAUAUUUCCUCAUUUGUAGCAGAAAAAUUCCGCAAUGUUGAUUUAGAGCAGUUCAAAGGAUCAACAAUAACACAUAUACCAGGCUAUACGCAUACGGCAGAUCUACAAUUGAACGUGGUGAAUGAACCCCAUGAUGAAGAGCGUAUCACGAGAUUAUGGAAUUGUAGCGAAGACAAAUACGUUCAAAUCAACCCCAAAGCUAUCUUCGGCAAAUACAGACAAAAUGUUUUAAACGCCUAUAAAACCAUACAGCAUACAAAGAAUAGAGAAAAGAAACCGUUGCCUCUAUUUAAUAUUAAGUCGCUUAAGAGAAAAAGUGUUUUCCAGCCAAUAUGAAAUAAUCACAAUAAAACAAAACUAUUUACUAAAUUUAAAGGUAAA
Messenger RNA from Bactrocera tryoni, 1976 nucleotides. Its product is annotated as PIN2/TERF1-interacting telomerase inhibitor 1. The transcript has 2 exons. Gene Ontology annotation, cellular component: nucleolus. Gene Ontology annotation, molecular function: telomerase inhibitor activity; nucleic acid binding. Bases 63 to 1931 code for a protein of 622 amino acids. The record is from RefSeq and is a predicted model, not a curated record. Lineage: Eukaryota; Metazoa; Arthropoda; Insecta; Diptera; Tephritidae. Gene Ontology annotation, biological process: regulation of ribosome biogenesis.